AUGGGAGAGCUAAUGUUCUUUCUUGGACUUCAAAUUCAACAAUCUGAAGAAGGAAUGUUUAUAUGUCAGACAAAAUACACAAAGGAGUUGAUUCAGAAGCUCAGUAUGAGUAGUGCUAAAGCUAUUGGCACACCAAUGAGUCCUUUAACAAGUCUUGACAGAGAUGAACAGGGAAAUUCUGUUGAUGAAGCUAAAUAUCAUGGAAUGAUUGGCUCCCUUAUUUAUCUAACUACUAGUCGACCAGAUAUUAUGUUUAGUGUUGGUAAAUAUAACAAGUUUCAGUCAGCUCCUAAAGAAUCACAUCUUACUGCAGUAAAGAGAAUUAUUCGAUAUCUCAUUGGAACUGUUUCUCACGGAUUAUGGUAUCCACGCUCUAACAAUUUUAAACUAGAAGGUUUUUCAGAUGUUGAUCUUGCAGGUGAUAAGGAAGAUAAAAAAGCACCAGCGGUACAUGUCAAUUACUUGGAAAAGCACUGA
Molecule: messenger RNA, 477 nt
Organism: Nicotiana tabacum (common tobacco)
Lineage: Eukaryota; Viridiplantae; Streptophyta; Magnoliopsida; Solanales; Solanaceae
Source: RefSeq, a predicted model, not a curated record